CGCCUGCCCUCAGCGGUCGGUGACAUCACUGCUCCGUCUCUGUCUGGACGUCAACAUGGGCAGCGGAGUAUCCAGGUCUGAGCGACCGGACGGAGGAGAGGCCGAGGUGACGCCUGUCUGUGUGCCUCCACCUGCAGCUACAGCGCCACCUGCAGCUCCAUCUUCUGCUGCACGUGGAGCUCUGCAGACAAAUACGGAGGAAACAGCGCCAUCUUCCUCCCACAUUAUUGAUGUUCAGUCUGUGAAGGAUGAAGAGGUGAACUCAGCAGAGAAGGAUGAGGAGGAGGAAGAGGAAAAUGAACCUGAGGAGAAAGAAGAAAAGGAGAAGACGGGAACCCAGGACGGAGCGGCAGAAAGUUCUCCAGCGUCUGACGAAGGUGAAGAAGUGUCUCUGGAUUUUGAGACUUUUCUCCAUAACGACGGGACGCUGUACAGCUGCUUCAACCAGCAGGGGGCCAGAGUCUACGUCGACAUGUCGCAGAACCUUCAGCCUUUCCCAAAGGAGUGGUACGACCAGGGGCGCUUCAUCACCUCCAGCAGUGAAGUUCCUGGUCACCUUCAGACUCUGUCCAGCGUUGAGCCCACGGUCAGGGAGGACGACCGCACGGGCAGCGUCUACAUCCAGGGCAAAGGAACCGUCAUAACCUACAUGUUUGAGGAAAGGCAGAACGUCUGCAGGUUCUGGGACCCUCAGUCUGGGGUCUGGCUGCUGUUGCCGCUGCAGUGGGAGAUGAAUAUGGACUUUGUGGACGCUCGAGUUCGGAGGGUGAUGUCGACCCUUCCAGGUCUGGUGGACCAGAAGGAGAUCACCGCAGCUCUCCGACAGUGCAACUACGACCACGAGGAGGUCAUCUCCGUCUACCUCGCCAUGUUUGGAGACAUCCUCCUGCAGGCUCCACCCAGUGGAGACCGCAACUAUGCUGACCUCAACUCCUUCAGAGCUCUACUGGAGAGAGACCGCGUCAUCGAGGAUCUGAGGCAGAAGCUCCAGACCAAAGAGAAGGAUGUGGACAACCUGUUCCAGAGGAACAGCUACCUGUCCAGGGAAGUCCACUACCUCAGCGACGUGGUCCAGCACCUCAACCAGAAGAUGGCUGAGCUGGAGACUGACAAGCAGGAGGCCCGUGAGAAGAUCAAAUCUCUCCUGAACCGCCCAGCUCCUGCUGUCCCACCUGCCCGAGCCAUCACCAAACCCACGUUGGACGCCGACCACCUCCGCCACGUGAGGCACCGGACGCGGGACCUUAAUGUCUCCAACAAAAAGCUGCGAUCUACAGUUCAGCAAGCGAUGGGUGACAUGAGGAACCAGCUGGAGCAAAUACAGGGGGUUCUGGGUAAUUUGGCCCAGGUGGAGAAGGAAAGGGCCGGGGGGGUGGAGGAGCUGCGCUCCCUGUACAGACGGGAGGCGGUGGAGAGGAAACGUCUUUACAACAAGCUGUUGGAACUCCAGGGGAACAUCAGGGUGUUCUGUAGAUGCAGGAAGAGCUCAGCUGUCAGCUCCUCUUUAGAGAAGACUGACGACCAGGAGGUGGCGAUGGUCUUGAAGGGCAGCAGGAAGAAGUUCCAGUUUGAUAAGGUGUUCCCUCAGAGCAGCACACAGGAGGAGGUCUUUGAAGGAACGCUGCCACUCAUACUGUCCUGUGUGGACGGAUAUAACGUCUGCAUCCUGGCCUACGGACAGACUGGCUCAGGGAAGACCUACACCAUGAUGGGCAACAAGGAGAACCCUGGAGUCAACAUCCGGUCCAUACGAGAACUGCUGCGGAUCUGUGACGGGAACCAGAAGAUCUCCUACACCCUGAAGAACGACCUGUUGGCCAAAAACACCAGUCCGCCUCUGGACAUUCGGGUCCAGGGGAAGUCGGUGACAGUUCCAGGACUGACUCGGAUCCAGGUCCAGACCCAGGCUGACAUUCUUGGUGUCAUGGAGACAGGAGAGAAGAAUCGGAAGAUAGCAUCGACCAAGAUGAACAUCCAGAGUUCUCGGUCCCACCUUGUGGUGGUGCUGGAGGUGGAGGGAUCAGAUGAGGUUUCUGGUCUUACGUCUCGUGGCACCUUGACCUUGUGUGACCUGGCAGGUUCUGAGAGACUCUCUAGGACUGAAGCAGAAGGCCAGAGGCUGGUGGAGGCGGCGGCCAUCAACAAAUCCCUGACGGCACUGGGACAGGUCUUCACUGCGUUGAAGACCAACGCCCUCCACGUCCCCUUCAGGAACUCCAAACUCACCCUCCUCCUGCAGCCCUGCCUCAGUGGAGACGCCAAGUGCUGCGUCUUCAUCAACGUCAGUCCAGAUGUGACCGAUGAACUGGAAACUAUCAGCACUCUCCAGUUCGGUUCCAGUAUCAGACAAGUGACUCUGGGUAGAACCCCGCAGAACAUUCUUCCUGCUAAACCCCACAAAGUCACUAAGUAACCAACGUGGAGCUGAAGCUCAUCA
Cynoglossus semilaevis (tongue sole) is the source of this 2437-nucleotide messenger RNA. RefSeq names its product kinesin-like protein klp-3. The record is from RefSeq and is a predicted model, not a curated record. The coding region runs from base 56 to 2413 and encodes 785 amino acids. The transcript is spliced from 13 exons. Gene Ontology annotation, biological process: microtubule-based movement. Lineage: Eukaryota; Metazoa; Chordata; Actinopteri; Pleuronectiformes; Cynoglossidae. Gene Ontology annotation, molecular function: microtubule motor activity; ATP binding; microtubule binding. Gene Ontology annotation, cellular component: microtubule cytoskeleton.